CAAUCUGGGUCUGGAGGGGCGAGCUAAGAGACCAAGAAUGAAGAUCCUUUUUGUAGCUGCCUUUGCACUUUUUGUGCUUUCUGCAUUUGACAAGGCUGACUCUUCAGCUUAUGACAAGAUAGUUGCCCAUAGUCGCAUCAGGGCAAGAAAAGAAGGACCCAAUGUCUGCGCACUCCAACAAUUCAUGGGGACCAAGAAGAAGUACUUCAGCACUUGUCGUAAUUGGUACCGCGGGUCUAUCUGUGGAAAGAAAGCGACUGUGCUUUAUGAGUGCUGCCCAGGGUACAUGAAGCUGGAAGGCAUGCGUGGAUGCCCUGCAGUGGCCCCGAUCGACAAUGUGUAUGGCACCUUGGGUGUGGUGAAGGCCACCUCAACCCAAAAAUACUCUGACAUCUCUAAACUGAGGCCUGAGAUUGAGGGAUCUGGAUCGUUUACCAUCUUUGCCCCCAGCAAUGAUGCAUGGGAGCUUUUGGAUGAAGAAAUGAGGGGCGCACUAAUCAGCAAUGUCAACAUUGAACUGUACAACGCUCUGCAUUAUCACAUGGCCAACAAACGCCUCUUGACCAAAGAUUUAAAGAAUGGAAUGACUGUCACUUCCAUGUACCAUGACCUUGGUCUUCAAAUAAAUCAUUACUCCAAUGGGGUGGUGACUGUGAACUGCGCCAGGAUUAUCCAUGGUAACCAGAUUGCCACCAAUGGAGUUGUGCAUGUCAUUGACCGUGUUAUCAAAGCUGUUGGCAACACAAUCCAGGAUGUCAUUGAGGUUAACGAUGACCUGACAACCCUGAGUGAUGUGGCUCAAAACUCUGGUCUGCUGGAGAAGCUGGGUCAGCCAGGACAUUUCACUCUCUUUGCUCCCACCAACGAAGCCUUUGAGACUCUGGGCAGUGAAGUGUUGGAAAGACUUCAGGGCGACAAGGAGGUCCUCAAAGCUCUCCUGAAUUUCCACAUCCUGGACUCUGUCCAGUGCUCUGAGGCUAUCAUGGGUGGCACCUCCUACGAGACCCUGGAGGGCAACAACAUUGAGAUCGGCUGUGAUGGCGAGAGUUUAACAGUCAAUGGCAUCAAGAUGGUGCUCAAGAAGGACAUUGUCACCACCAAUGGUGUCAUCCACCUUAUUGAUCAAGUGCUCAUGCCAGACUCAGCUAAACAGGUGAUGGAACUGGUUGGAAGUUCCCAGUCAACCUUUGGAGACAUGGUGUCUGAGCUAGGCCUUUCUGCUUCCAUGCAAUCUGAUGCUGAGUACACUUUGCUUGCCCCCCUCAACACUGUCUUCAAUGAUGAGGUGAUGUCGAUGGAUCAGAGUCUGCUCAGAAUUAUCCUGGAGAACCACAUCUUGAAGAGUAAGGUCGUCUUGGGACAGCUGUUUAACGGUCAGCAGCUAGAAACUAUUGGAGGAAGAUUUCUGAGGGUCUUCAUCUAUCGCUCGGCUGUGUGCAUUGAGAAUGCGUGUCUAAUAAGAGGCAGUAAAGAAGGAAGCAACGGGGUCCUUCAUCUCAUGAGAACUCUGUUGAGACCAGCGGAAAACACUAUGUUUCAGAUUCUGACAGAAAACGGAGGGUUCAAGAUCUUUUUGUCUCUAAUUGAAGAUUCUGGCUUGACCGACCUGCUGAAACAGGAGGGAGACUUUACUCUGUUUGCCCCAAGCGACAAAGCUUUUGCUGGCUUGAGCAGCAGUGAUUUGUCCUUGUUAAGGAGUGACACCGAUGCUCUCAGAACCAUCCUUUUGUAUCACAUCAAUAAUGGUAUCUUCAUUGGUGGUGGUUUGGAGUCUGGGGUGACAAACCUUCUGAAGUCCCUUCAGGGCAGCAACCUCAGAGUGAUGUUUGCAAACAGCUCAAUGCAAGUGAACUCUGUCCUAGUCCCUGAAUCUGAUAUCAUGGCCACAAAUGGAGUCGUUCACUUUGUCAACCAAGUCUUGUAUCCUGGAGAUAUCCCUGUUGGCAGCCAGGAUUGGCUCAUGCUAUUGAAGAGGCUCAUCAGUUACAUGCAGAUCAGGUACAUCUCAGGAUUCAGAUAUCAGGAAAUCCCCCUUACAUUUAUGAAGAGGACCGUGACUCGUGUCAUCCAAGAAGUUCCUGAUGAAAGGAAAGUUACAAGGAUUAUCCAAGGGGAGCCCACUAUCACCAAGGUUACCAGGGUAAUUGAAGCUGAACCGUCCAUCACCAAGGUUACCAGGGUAAUUGAAGCUGAACCGUCCAUCACCACGGUCACCAGGGUCAUUGAAGGUCAAGCGUCCAUCACCAAGGUCACCAGGGUCAUUGAAGGUCAACCGUCCAUCACCAAGGUCACCAGGGUCAUUGAAGGUCAACCGUCCAUCACCAAGGUUACCAGGGUCAUUGAAGGUCAACCGUCCAUCACCAAGGUUACCAGGGUCAUUGAAGGCCCUCAGUUCUCAAGCAGCUAUGGCACCACCAACAUAGCCCUGGAAGGAACUGACUUUUCAGGUAUUGCCAACACUGAAGAGGAUACUGAUAGACUAGCCAGGAUUAUCCAAGCAGGCAAUAGAAGAAGAACUGGUUCUCGGAGAGUUGUAGCUGGCUCCAGGAGGAGUGCAAGAGACUGAGCAUGAACGGAUGAGAACAUCGACGUUGUAGAAGAAGAAAGAGACACCAAACCAAGAGGUUGAGAUUGUUGUUUUAAUACAGGUGAAACACCUAAAAUGCCGGUGAUUUGAAAUAUACUGUAGAAGGUAUAAUUGACAACAACAAUUUUUUUUCUCUUAAACAAUGUAAUGGUACUUUGAAUGUAUAUCUAUUUUGAGUGUGCUAUGUCUAAUAAAAAGUUCAGAAUAUGUAAGUGUAUGUUACAUGUUGGCAUUGCUUUAGGGGUUAAGAUAACAAUAAAAUGUUUUACAUCCAAGCCAUUAGAGUAGCUAUAAAAAACAUUUCAGUUCUAAACCUCUCUGUUUCUUUGCCAGAGGAGACGGUCAAAGCAAGUUUACUAGCUGUUUGGGAAGAUUUAUAAAUGUCAGCAGAAAUGAUGUUGUGUCUCAGAUUAAAACUGUUACAUUAAUUGUUUUGUUCCUGAAGUUUUUUAAGGUUUCAUGUAAAUGUUGUCUUUGCUUGUAUCAUUAGGAUCAAUGUAUUCAGCUGCAGUUUUUUCUUUCCUAUUUUUUAAACAUUUUCCAAUAAACUGCUUUCUUUUAUAUGAAUAUGACGAUUUGAAAAUUGUAUUAGAAGAGAUUGUUGUUUGGAGUAAUUUCGAAUGUACUUGGAUGGCCAACAAUAGUUCAGAAAAGAUAAUCUAAAAUAUACAAUCUCAAUAACAUGUCUACAUUUUCUAAAUAAAAAUUCCUUAAAUUAGA
Molecule: messenger RNA, 3307 nt
Organism: Gymnodraco acuticeps
Lineage: Eukaryota; Metazoa; Chordata; Actinopteri; Perciformes; Bathydraconidae
Gene: postnb
Product: periostin, osteoblast specific factor b
Exons: 22
Coding region: 38-2566 (842 amino acids)
Biological process (GO): cell adhesion; extracellular matrix organization
Cellular component (GO): extracellular matrix
Molecular function (GO): cell adhesion molecule binding
Source: RefSeq, a predicted model, not a curated record